UUUGUUUACAGUCAGCAAAGCGAAAGCUGUCAAGUUAUUGCCACGUUUGAGGCUGGCAAGAUGAGUCUGCAGCGCAAGCCCAUGAUGAUCACAGAUCUGGAUCAGAGCGAUGAGGACAGAAACAAAGCCAAGGCGGCGGCGGCGCCAGUCAGUUCCACACAGCCCAAGCGACAGCGUAAAGUGCUGCAGACGCUCUCAGGGAACUUUAGUCGCAGAUCGCGCAGCGUUGAGGUUGAGCAGCGCCAGCAACCGCCGCCGCCCAGUGCUGGCAAGAAGAAGCCUCAGCAGCAGGAGCGCACACUCAACGCCCUGCUGCAGGCUAAGGAUGAGCAGCUGGAGCAACUGCUGCAGCGCCUGGCCAUGCUGCACAAGUAUAACGAACAGUUUGCCAAGGAGAACGAGCAGCUGCGACAGCAGAGCACGCAGCUGGAGCGACGUCUGGCGCAGACGCAGCAGCAGCUGGACAGUUGCGCCAGCUGUGAGCAGCUGAAGCAGCAGCUGCAGCUGCGAGAGGAACAGCGCCUGGAGCUGCACAACGAUGUGGAUAUGCUCAAGACGCUGGUCUUUCGCCUCAAUGUGCAAAUCGAAAGCUAUCAGGAUCAGCGACGCAGUGGCGAGCAGCAGCCGGAGCCAGCGCCCAGCACAGUGCCCGAGUGGAGCAGUGGGAAGCUGCCCACGCAUACGUUGAUGCCGCUGCUGCAGGCCUAUGACGAAUCACUGCGGGAUAAGGAUUCGUUGCUGGCGCAGUAUGCGGCGGACUUUGAGCUGUUCGCCGGCGAGCUGAAGCAGGCGCUGGAGGAGAAUACGCGUCUGCUGCAGUCGCAGGAGCAGCUGCGUCGCGAUGUGGGCAACUGGGCGGAGGAGCGAGUGCGUCUGCAGGCGCAGCUGGGCGUCUGCCGCAGCAAGGCGGAGGCGCAGACGCGCAAAACGGAUUUGGCCAAGGAGAAACUGGUCGAGGUCAUGCAUUUCUAUGAGCAGCGCAAUCAGACGCUUAUCCUGGACAUGAAUCAUCUGCAGGAUGCGUAUGCACGCUGCAAAGCAGAGGUGGUGGCCAUUAAGAGCAUGCCCACGCCGGAGCCAUCGCCGAAGGUGGCGCCGGCAGUGACCGGCCAGCCCAGUCUCGAGUCGGAGGCAGUGCAGCAGUGCAAGCAGCUGCUGGAGGAACUGAAGCAGGAGCAUGCGCGUGAACGUGCCACACAGCAGGAGCAGCUGCAGACGAGUCAGACGCGUGCGGCUUCGGCUCUGCGCAGCGCGGAGAAAGCGAAACACGCACGGGAUCGAUUGAAGGCGCGACUGCGCAUGACGCUGCAGUGGGCACAGAAGCUGGAGGCAGGUCAGGCCGAGAUGCGCGAUACCUACGAUGCAGUGCAGCAUUUGAGCACGCUGCUCAAGCACAAGGAGUCGCAGCUGCGCGGCCUGCAGUCGCGCAAUACAGAGGAGGUGGAGAAACUGCGUCAGAAACUGGAGCAAAAGGAUGAGACUAUCAAGAAUCUGCUGCGUAGCAAGCUGGAGCGACGCAGCGCCGUGGAUUAA
Drosophila busckii is the source of this 1533-nucleotide messenger RNA. RefSeq names its product protein Cep89 homolog (gene Cep89). The coding region runs from base 61 to 1533 and encodes 490 amino acids. Lineage: Eukaryota; Metazoa; Arthropoda; Insecta; Diptera; Drosophilidae. Gene Ontology annotation, cellular component: ciliary transition fiber; centriole. The record is from RefSeq and is a predicted model, not a curated record. Gene Ontology annotation, biological process: chemical synaptic transmission; cilium assembly; mitochondrion organization. The transcript has a single exon.